AACGAUUCUCUCUGGGAUCCGCUGCUCUCUCCUGAAUCCCUAGAAUCUUGCGCUGGCAUGUGAUCGAAGUGGAACAUUGGUUUGGAUUUAAAUGUGAAAAGGAUUUUUGAUCCCCUUGGAAGAGUGAAGAGAAACCCAACCUCGUGAGCGCUGCUUCGAGUAUUCAAGAAUGGGCGAAUAAUUGAGGCCAUGGCCGCACAAACUUAAUAUUUAGUUCCCUACACAAUUGCUUGGAACAACAGGGGAGCGUACCAGACGUUCGGGACUUUUUCUGCGCGUGGUCCUGUUGGAGCAGCACUCCACCUCUGAUCUCUGGGCAGCGACAAUGUCAACAGCGUAGCUAGCCAUAGCUAAAAAAACGAUUGAUUCUAGACUACACAGACAGCUACCCAGCAUUUACAAUGUUGAUUGCUAGCCCUCAGCAGUCUGGGAGAUAAAAAAAAAUAAUAUGGUAGGGCUUUCGUCUAGCCAGAACGGCUUGUGCCAAACAAUGAAAUAGCUUGGGCUAGCUAGUAAACGUGAGAGAAUUUAGCCGGGUUAAACGUGAUUAUUUUGUUGUCAUAAAGCUAACUUCCCAGCAGGUUAUUGCUUCCCUUUGACGAUUACGUCGUGGACUUCUCAGUUUUGGACUCUUGUUUCUACCUGGAAGUUGUUGGAAAGGUGAUUUCUAGUAUGGAGCCCGACUCAGCCAUAGGCGACGUGGAUUCUCUACAUGGGGGGCUGCUUUCCUUGGAUCCAUUGCUGGACCGAAUCCUGGUGGAUUCUUUAUGCCAGCAACAAGGAUGGGUGCGCGUAUAUGAUGUGAAGGGACCACCCACACACCGCUUUUCCUGUGGCCAGUCGCCCUACUCCGAGACCAGUAUGUGGGAGAGGAAGUACUGCAUCCUGACUGAUAGCCAGCUCAUCCUGCUCAAUAAAGAGGAAGAGAUGCCAGGUGAGGUGGUUGAUAAUCCUACAGAGUCGUCAAAGAGCAGGAGCCUGCGUCGGACAGUCAGUGUUCCAUCAGAGGGACAGUUCCCAGAGUUCCAGGCAGAGGGCGCCUCCAUUCUAGAAGUGUCUGCUGAGAGGUCCCCCAGGAGGCGGAGUAUCACAGGCCUGGGGAAUUCAGAGAAGAACAUAUCCCUGGACGUACCCAACUCAUCUCCCUUCAAAGUACCAGGGUUUUUCAGCAAACGACUGAAGGGAUCCAUAAAGCGGACGAAGAGUCAGACCAAACUGGACCGCAACACCAGCUUCAGGCUGCCCUCCCUGAGACCUUCAGAAAAUGACAGAUCCCGAGGGCUUCCUAAGUUAAAGGAGUCGUGUUCUCACGAGUCCCUGCUCAGCCCAGGCAGUGCAGUAGAAGCCCUGGAUCUGGGAAUGGAGGAAGAUGUCUAUGUCAAACCGCUCCACAGUAGCAUAUUGGGACAGGAGUUCUGCUUCGAGGUGACCUACUCAGGAGGAAGUAAGUGUUUCAGCUGCUCCUCAGCCUCAGAGAGAGACAAAUGGAUGGAGAACCUGAGGAGGACGGUCCAGCCAAACAAGGAUAACUGCAGACGAACUGAGAAUGUCCUCCGGCUAUGGAUCAUCGAAGCCAAGGACCUGCCUCCCAAGAAGAAGUACUUCUGUGAACUGUGCCUGGAUGAUAUACUAUACGCCCGCACCACCAGCAAAACCCGGGCCGACUGCCUGUUCUGGGGGGAACACUUUGAGUUCUACAGCCUGCCUUCUGUCCGUAGCAUCACUGUGCACAUCUACAAGGACGUGGACAAGAAGAAGAAGAAGGACAAGAACAACUACGUGGGCCUGGUCAACAUCCCCAUCGGGGGGGUGACAGGGAGGCAGUUUGUGGAGAAGUGGUACCCAGUCAGCACCCCCACCACCAACAAGGGUAAAGGAGGAGGUCCAUCGAUCCGGAUCAAGUCCCGCUUCCAGACCAUCUCCAUACUGCCCAUGGAGCAGUAUAAGGAGUUUGCAGAGUUCAUCACUAACAACUACACCAUGCUGUGUUCUGUUCUGGAGCCGGUGAUCAGUGUGAAGAACAAGGAGGAGAUGGCCUGUGCCCUGGUUCACAUCCUACAGAGCACCGGACGGGCCAAGGACUUCCUGACAGAUCUAGUGAUGUCUGAGGUGGACCGCUGUGCAGACCACGACGUCUUGAUCUUCAGAGAGAACACUCUGGCCACCAAGGCCAUAGAGGAGUACCUCAAACUGGUGGGACAGAAGUACCUGCAUGAUGCACUAGGAGAGUUCAUCAAAGCGUUGUAUGAGUCAGAUGAGAACUGUGAGGUGGAUCCGGGGAAGUGCUCCAGUAGUGAACUCCCUGAGCACCAGAGCAACCUGAAGAUGUGCUGCGAGCUGGCCUUCUGCAAGAUCAUCAACUCCUACUGUGUGUUCCCGCGGGAGCUAAAGGAGGUGUUUGCAGCGUGGAAGCAGCAGUGUCUGACCCGAGGGAACCAGGACAUUAGCAAGCGCCUCAUCAGCGCCUCCUUGUUCCUCCGCUUCCUCUGUCCCGCCAUCAUGUCCCCCUCGCUCUUCAGCCUCAUGCAGGAGUACCCUGACGACCGCACUUCCCGUACCCUCACCCUCAUCGCCAAGGUCAUUCAGAACCUGGCCAACUUCGCCAAGUUUGGCAACAAAGAGGAGUACAUGGCUUUCAUGAACGACUUCCUGGAGCAUGAAUGGGCAGGUAUGAUGCGUUUCCUCACGGAGAUCUCCAACCCAGAGACCAUCUCCAACACGCCAGGAUUCGAAGGUUACAUCGACCUUGGCCGAGAGCUGUCUGUCCUCCACUCGCUCCUGUGGGACGUGGUGUCCCAGUUGGACAAGGGUGAAAAUUCCUUCCUGCAGGCGACCGUAGCCAAGCUGGGCCCCCUGCCCCGCAUCCUGGGGGACAUAGCCCGCUCUCUGUCUAGCCCCACACCCAUCCAGCAGCAGCUCCGACGCUUCCAGGACUACAGCUCCUCACAUAACAUCAGCGGCAGCGUCUCCUCAGGCCUGCAGAGGAUAUUCGAAGAUCCGGCCGACAGUGAGGUUGACAGAAUCAAGUCCCCAGUCCAAGAGCAUGUUACAAACGGCCUUCACCGGGGGAAGCACCCUCUCCUGGGCCAGCAGCCGUCCGGCCAUAGCAUGAGCUUCUCAGACAAGGAGGAGAGAGAGAACCUCCUGACCAACGGACGCAGCAUUUCCCUGGUGGACCUUCAGGACUCUCACAUGGUCCAGAGUGGCAAGGGACCCCUCCACGAUGCUCCCCCCAAGCUGAGCAGGGUGGGCUCCCAGCUCUCUAUCGGACACCCCCACCAGGCUACCACCUCACAGUCAUACCAAGCCCUCCACCAGAAGCCCUCUUUACAGGACAACCUCCCCCAGAGUGCACCACAGGUGCGUCGGCCCCUGCACCCUUCCCUCAGCCAGCAGAGGAGCCUCCAGCCCCUGUCUUUCCAGAACCCUGUCUAUCACCUUAGCAACCAGACACAACAACAACACACAGCAGUACACUCCACAACACACUCGGUCCACUCCCACUCAGUGCACUCCCUGCAGCCGGACUCCAGCUCUGAGAACCUGAGCACUGAUAGCUCCCGCAGCCACAGCAACUCGGAGGUUGAGUUUGGAGGCGGGAGCCAGGGGGGGAAAGGGGGCAGGGUCCCGUCCAAUAGCAGUCUGGAGGAGUUCAGCCGGCGGAGCACGCAGAGCGAAGACUGCUCCACGCCGCGCCGCCACAACCUGCCAGACCACCACAGAGGAGCCCACGCUGUAGCAGUGCCCAGGCAAAGCAGCACGGCCCACAUCGUGAGGGUGGAGCAGCAGAGCCGCAGUGGGGGGAGUGGUGGGGCCCGGACGCCCCGCUCCCUGCCCCGCUCCCUGCCCCACAGCGCCUCUCUGCGCAGCAGCAGCUCCAUCAACACAGAGCCCAUGCCUAUCCCCAUCCAGGCCCAGCCAGGCACAGGAGGCCGCUCACACCAACAGUCCACCUGCUCCAUGGAGAGCCCUGUGCCCCCCGUCAGGAGCGUUGCCAAGCAGCAGACGCCACCGCAGGUGGCGUCGCCGGUAGAGCCAGUCACCAUGUCACCGGUAGAGAGGACAGCGGCGUGGGUACUGAAUAACGGCCAGUUCGAGGACGAGGCGGCCCCAGCAGAUCAGAGCAGGGAGGACAGCAGGCACGCCAAGAAGUAUGAACAGGAGAUCUCCAAGCUGAAGGAGCGCCUGCGGGUGUCUAGUCGGUGUCUGGAGGAGUACGAGAGACGUCUGCUGGCCCAGGAGCAGCAGAUGCAGAAACUGCUGAUGGAGUACAAGGCCCGACUGGAGGACAGCGAGGAGAGGCUGCGCCGGCAGCAGGAGGAGAAGGACAACCAGAUGAAGAGCAUCAUCUGCAGGUUAAUUGCUGUAGAGGAGGAGCUGAAGAGAGACCAUGCAGAGAUGCAAGCUGUCAUAGAUGCCAAGCAGAAGAUCAUUGAUGCACAGGAGAAGAGGAUAAGCUCCCUGGAUGCAGCCAACUCUCGGCUAAUGAGUGCCCUGACACAGGUGAAGGAGCGCUAUAGCAUGCAGAACCUGCGCAACGGCCUCUCGCCAACCAACCCCACAAAACUGUCGAUCACUGAGAACGGAGAGUUCAAAAACAGCAGCUGCUGAUUUAGUCAGACAGUGUGAGAUGGUGUUAUGGUCACACUCUCUCCAUGCACACAGACCAAUUACCUGUGGCUCUACAAGGAAUGUCUAGAUAUUAAUGUAAAUAGCUUGUAUCUUGCAUUGGUUGUGUACAGAGAUGAUACUGAAAGACGUGUCUUUUGAAGACGUGAACAGGGGGAUCAACUGUUGUCAUGAAAUAGCGAAUUGUUGUUUUAUAAAUGACAUUCCCAUAUGCAGACAAAUGCAGUUUUAAAUAGAUUUGAAGUAUUCUCUAAUUAAGAGAUUAUAUAUUGAGUAGAUGUACAUAUCAAAGGGGUUUGUUUCAAUAAAUAAGCACAUAGUGAGCAGUUAUAGCUCUAAAAACAUAGUCAUGAUAGGAAUGGAAGGGCAAAAUAAACCAAAAAACGUUUUAUGCACUGUUUUUCUAACCCUACUUUUUAAAAAUAUUUUUAACUUCUGUUUUUGUCGUCUUAACCUAGGGGUUGCAUUGGUUUUGAUUGUCUGAUUUUGAGUAUAUUGGGACUGCUGCUUUUGCCCAUUGUUAGCUGAAACCAUAGGCCUUUGAGUUCAGGUUCUUACGGCCUACUGGAUCUUCAAAACAAAGUGUCUGCUCACUCCCACCUUGCCACAGAAUAGCAAAUGUUAUUUAUUUCUGUACCUUCUACUGGCACGCCUUCAAGAUCCCAUGAGAAGAUGUUCAACAUGACAGCCCUCCUGACUUUGUACAAUUUUCUAUUUCAUGUCAAUAACUACUGUUUAAGAGUCUGUUUUCUGUUCUCACCCACCCAACCUCCCCCUAGGCACACACUUUUUUGUUGCACAAAAAUCUAUGAACUGGUGAAUGUCAAUGAUAGCUUAUGUCAGUUGUUGAACGUUGUUGAGAAUAAAAACUGCCUGUAACAUUGUG
Molecule: messenger RNA, 5515 nt
Organism: Oncorhynchus mykiss (rainbow trout)
Lineage: Eukaryota; Metazoa; Chordata; Actinopteri; Salmoniformes; Salmonidae
Product: ras GTPase-activating protein nGAP
Biological process (GO): regulation of GTPase activity
Source: RefSeq, a predicted model, not a curated record